Mercurialis annua (annual mercury) is the source of this 983-nucleotide messenger RNA. RefSeq lists its product as uncharacterized. The transcript is spliced from 4 exons. NCBI's taxonomy places the organism in Eukaryota, Viridiplantae, Streptophyta, Magnoliopsida, Malpighiales, Euphorbiaceae. The record is from RefSeq and is a predicted model, not a curated record. Gene Ontology annotation, cellular component: chloroplast envelope. The coding region runs from base 57 to 803 and encodes 248 amino acids.
UCUUCUUCCUCUGCAUUUCCUAAAAAAGAUCAUAUUUUGUAAAUCCAAUUAAAGAAAUGCUAAACUCAAUUGUACAGUCCAUCUACACAUCUCCCUGCUUUCAAUCUCACAAUACCAUUAACUUCAACAACCCAACUUCUUUACUGCCCAAUUAUCAUCACCCAUCAAUCAACACAUUUCUUCAUCUUCCCAAAAGAUCUUAUCUUUAUAGCAAUACCAAAAGAAAUGGCACACUAAAAACUAAAUCAUCUUUGAUUGAAACUCCUGUUUUAUGGGCUGGUAGGCUUUGCAUCUUCUAUGCCCUACUUAAAUCUGGUUUAGCUGGAUCAAAGGAUAACCCUCUUGUUUCAGGUUUGGAUGGUGCUGGGGGGUCUGGUGUUGAAUCUGCUGAUUUGGGUUUUUCUAAGUGGCUUGAGAACAUACAAGGGAAACCAGACAAGGAAGCAGCUGACAAAAGGAAAUUGGUGAGUAAAUGGCAUCCCACAACAAAGGGAACACUUAGGAGGAAUUACAGGGUGCCUUCAAAAUCUGAAGGAAGGCGCCUUCUUAAAGAGAUUGCGGCUUUGCUGUCGGACGAUGAUCACUUUGUAGAUGCCACAUCCCACAAGGGUUGUCAAAUAAGGAGGGAGAGCGCUCAUGGGGAAAGCGUGUGCUGCAACAACGUAAGGGCGCUUUUUGACGAACUCCCAACCCCACAUCUGGUUGUGGAAAUCACAGCUUUCCCGGCAGGUCCUCUAACAGAAAAGGACUACGUCAAGGCUGAGAAAUUAGAAAGAGUGCUUAGAUCAGGUCCUUCCAUCUGAAGGUAUGAAUGAGAAAUCUGUUGAUCUGUUUUUGUAUGUAUCCAAGCUUCUUCCAUUUGUACAUAUGGGACUAAUGACUGAAACCUCCUGCUUUUAACUUCGGGUUGGCGUAGUUGUUUGAUUUAUGUUAGACUAUUAAAUUUACUUCUUGUUUAAUAAUAUAGAAAUUUACUUGAUUUA